Molecule: messenger RNA, 1699 nt
Organism: Verruconis gallopava
Lineage: Eukaryota; Fungi; Ascomycota; Dothideomycetes; Venturiales; Sympoventuriaceae
Exons: 2
Coding region: 90-959 (289 amino acids)
Biological process (GO): chromatin remodeling; regulation of transcription by RNA polymerase II
Cellular component (GO): NuA4 histone acetyltransferase complex; Swr1 complex
Molecular function (GO): histone binding
Source: RefSeq, a predicted model, not a curated record
GUUCACGUAAGACUUUUGGAGGCGUCUCUUCAAAUACAUCGUCCUACUUUUUACCUCACCAUCGUGACAACUCGGCCUCGUUUUUUGAAAUGUCGUCAAACAAGCAGAAUCGGCGUGUAAAGAACAAACGCAUAUCGCGCGAAUUUAUCAUCGGUUCGGAAGCAUGGAAACUAUCGGAGCAGGAGUUGAAGAAUCCUAAGAACCAGCCCGGCGCCACUUCAGGCUGGCGAGUGUACCUUCGGCCGGUUCCUAACGGGCCUUGCCUAACGGCAUGGCUUAAGAAAGUUACAUUCAUACUACACGAGACGUUCCCGAAUGCUGUAAGGACAGUUGAGUCCGUAAAUCCGGCAACAGGAGGCUUCGAGCUAGAAGAGACGGCAUAUGGAGGCUUCGUGAUUGGUAUCAAGAUGUACUUUGUGCCUUCAAGCGGUGAGAAGUGGCAGCAGCGAAGUCACUUUCUGCAGUUGGACCCUUAUAGUGGUGAGCAGGACCCGGAGAAGGCAGAAGCCGAGAAAGAGGAGAUGCGGAAGGCGAACAUGGUUCGCAGCGAACAGAUCGAGGUUAUCGAGUUUAACGAGCCCAACGAGGCACUAUGGGACGCGCUUACGAACGACGAUCAAUGGGACUAUCUGCGGCCUGCCAGGGCAAAAUCAAAGAGCAAGGGUCGCGGCGCGAACGUCGCAAAGCUUCCCGACUACCCCCCGCCGCCAGGUGGGGAGUACGCUGCUGGUCAACUGCCGGAGAAGCCACUGGAGCAGGGCCAUGUAUACAGCAAGGAGACAGAAGACUUGCUCGUAGAACUACUGAAGAAAGCAUCAGCAGAGGCGGACGCUGCACUGCUUAAAACACUCACGAGAAGUAAGGAAGUCACAGAGUUCAUAGAAAAGAUGAAAGAGGGGCACGAUGUGGAUGACAAACUAAGGGCGCUUUUUGAGAGUUUACCUCCAAAGAAGAAAUGAUCUAUCAUCAAAACGAUGUUGUGUUACAUAUGUCUGCGUGACGAGGAUUAACCCGCUUCACGUGGUAAUUUGUAAGGGAGUGCGCGUAAGCGUGAUAGCAAGAUGGUGAACAGCGGUUCUGGAUUAUAUCAAGACUGACAACUAAGGGAUCAGACUAUGCUAGAGGCUAUGCGUAGAAUAUAUACCCCUUAACCUGGGGUCAUAUGGUACACAGGGUACACGUUCCUGGUAUGUAUGUUCAUGUCCUCACAUAAACUCUGGUCAUAAAAGUCACAGGCUCGGUUUAUACGCUCGGCAUUUCAGCUGGAUAUGCUCUUAAUGUGUCAGAAAUAAUGUUUAGCCUCUGCCAUAAUAAGGAAUGGUCUGUUAGGAAUCUUUGCCUAUUCUGUCAAGACCUUUCUUAAGUAGUGUAAAGGGAAUGGAGGCAAGAUAAUGGGGCAUAGGAGGAGCAGCAAAGGAUCUGUUAUGUGAUAAUAGUAACCGCUAAGGAUCGAAGUAUCCUCUAGCUAUGAUGUAUAUAUAUAUAUAUAUAUAUAUUAUAGGGUGGCGCCGCACUAGCGCCAGCAUUGUGCCCCGGCUUCCUGGCCUCCGUGCCUGAUGUAAGGGUCCUCUUACAGAUGAGCUUCCUAGAGAAAUGGAGGGACUUCUAGAAUAUAUUAGACGAGGAUAAAUAUACUAUAGGAGUCUUUAUAACCUAGGGUAGAUACACUUUAAUGGAUAGAAAUAGAUUUAGAAAUUAA